CUCUCUCUGACAGCACACUAACCCCCGCCGCUGGACGACACCGACCAGCACCUCACUUGAUUGCGCCAGCACAUUACUACUUAUAACGACACCUCACGCGUAUCAUCAAGUCUUCGCUUCGUGGACAUGUCCGUCACGGUGGCGGAAGGCGAACCAACCAUUUCGGUUCUGGCAGAUGCUACAAACGCGCCGCACACGACUUACGAGACUGGGAAGCUGGAGGAAACCGACCUUGCUGUUGACAAACAACCUGACGUGGACGCGCCUGUUGCGGUCGAAUUGACGGAGGCUGCCGCAGAGCCCGAGAAGGCUUCAGAGAUCGCUGAGGAAGUGAGGGCGGAAGUAGAUGAGGACGCGUUAUCUGCUGAGCCAGUGACUCUGAUGAACGGCGAGAAGGAUGAGGUGCAUGAGAAUGGAGAGGCCGACGUCGGAGAGCCGGAGAUCGAUGCAAAGGCUGCUGUGGCCGACGCCACGGCAUCAGACGCGUCGCACGCUGUAAAGAGUGACGUCCCCGCAAAUGGUCAUGCGCCACACCACGACGCUGACGAGAGCGAGAGUGCGGCACGCGAGCCCGAAGUUGAGGCUGUCGACGAAAUUACCGUGUCAAUUGAGGUGGAACAGCCGACCACCGACGCUCCCACCGAAUCCAUAGUACCUGUCGAGGUGGCAGCGCUCGAGGAGAACGUGUCGGAGGCUCAAGCAGAGGAAGUCGUCGAGAGCAAGGUCGAAGAGGAGCUGCCUGCCUCCGCUGCCGCACCCUCGGAGCCAACACCGACGGACGAGCCCUCGGACGUCCUUGUAGAGGAAGCACCUACGCACGCAGUCGCACUCGAGCCCGUUGCAGUGACGGAGGCUGCUGAACAAGACACGCCAGCUGCAGAGAGUCAGACUAUCUUGACGGACGAGACGCCUGCUCUAGAGGAAGACGGCAGCGUGGUAGAGGAGACAAUCCAUGUCUCAGAGCCGUCCGACAUCGAGGACGCGCCGCCUGCGGCUGCAAAGGUUUCGCCGGAGGCCGAGACGAGUGUGGUUGAUGAGGCACCUACGGAAGAGGUCGCCGCCACAGAGAGCGAGAUUAUAGCAGAGGCGGUUUCGGUCGCGGACGCGGCUGUACCAGCCGAAGAAACCGCGACUGUCCCUGAACAGGAAGCACCAGCGUUCGUAGAGGAGGCUAUCGUGGCAAGUGAACCCAUCACAGAGGAGACUAUCCCAUCAAGCGAACCUGUCGCCGAGGAGCCACCUACCCCGGAAGUACCGACACCGGCUGAAGAGCCUGUUGCCUCUGAAGAGGCUGAUGUAACCGAAGCAGCCGUCGAGGUGGCCGCGAUCGAGGAACCUUCUGCUUCAACAGAAACAGCAGCGGCGGACGAGGUUCCUGCGAUCGAAGACCUGGUGCCUCUUGUCGAGGAGUUAACUGCGUCGGCCGAGCCCGCUGCCGAAGAACUCGUCGCUGAAGAACCUGUCGUGGCGGAAGAACCCAUUGUAGUUGCAGAACCUAUCGCCGCAGAGGAACCCGUCGCCGCAGAGGAAUCCGUCGUCACAGAGGAACUCGUUGUUGCUGAGGAACCUGUCGCCACAGAGGAACUCGUCGAUGAGGAACUUGUUGCUGUAGAGGAACCCGUCGUUGCUGAGGAACUCGUUGCUGUAGAGGAGCCUGUUGCUGCUGAAGAAUCCGUCUCUGUGGAGGAACACGCCGUUAUCGAAGAACCCGUCUCUGCAGAGGAACCCGUCGUCGAAGAAUUAGCCACCGUUGAGGAGUCGGUUCCUGUUGAAGAGACCGUGCCCGUGGCCGGGGAGGCAGCGCCAGCUGUUGAGGUGGUAGUUGACGUCGACGUCGCACCUACAGUGGCAGAAGCUAUCGAAGAAGCAACCGCAGCAGAGCCUGUGGUGGAUCAGGCAACGCCUGCUGAGGACACAGCGACUGAUACCGAGGAUUUGGUGGAGGUGGUUGAAGAACCGUCGACGGAGUCUGUCGAGGACCCGGUCGGAGAGGCUGUUGUUACCGAGACGGUGGCUACAGUCGUCUCAGAGGUCCCUGUUGCAGUGAACGAGGAAACUGUUGCAGUGAACGAGGAAAUUGUUGCGGUCGAGGAAGCGGCUGCUAUCGAAGAAGCGGUUCCUGUGGAGGUGGCAGCUGAGGAGGUAGCUGAGGCUCAACCUGAAAGCGAAGCUGUUCCUGCCGCGGAAGAGACGACCACAGAAUCCAUUGUUGCAGUCGAGGCACCACCCGAGGAAGUUGCUGGAGAGCCAUUCGUUAUCGAAGUUGUGACAGAGUCGACUCCUGGGGUUGAAGAGGUCAUCCAGCAAGAAGUGCUACCUGCUCUUGAGACGGACGUCGUUCCUGAUGAACCCUCGGAAAGUAUCGCUGCAGAUGCGACAGUACCUUCUGACGCGCCCCUCAGUGACGAGGCUGUUUCCGCAGAGGCGCCAGUCCUCGAAGAGAGCGUGACUUCUACUAUCGUCGUUCCCAUCAUGGACGAGGCUUCUGCCGUUCCGGAAGCCGUUGUUGACCCAGCGGCCAUCUCUGCAGAGGAGAGUAUACCUUCCGUGGUGGACAGCCAGCUGGACGUUGCUGUAGCUGAAGUGGUUGCGGACAACGUCGAGGUAUCUGGCGACAACGUGGUAGAGGCCGGAAAUGAGGCACCCGAAUCUUCCACGAGUGACGAAGAACACGUGGUUAGGUCAAUUGGGGAGGCUAUCGCUGCUGCUGCCGCUUUAGCGACUGUCGUCAUCGGCGUGGCGAAUGAAUCGUCCUCCGAUGAUGCUGUUGCCUCUGCCGAUGAAACUGUCGUUCCACUGGAGCAUGCUGCAUCGGAGGCUGAACUUGUCAAGGCCGUGGAAGAACUACCGAUUGAAGGCGCGUUCACUGUCCCAGCCGUCCCCGAAACUGGCGUAGAAUCAGCAGAGGCCGCAGUCGAGGCAACUGGCAUUGAUGCUGUCGCGGAGGAACCAGUAAUCGAAGAAGUAUCAGACGUGGCUCCUGCAGUCACCGUGGUGGUCGAAGACGCCGUGGGCGAGACUGCGGUCGUAGCCGACGCAACCAUCGACUCUGAGAUCACGGCACCUGCCUCCAUAGAGCGUCCGAAGUCACCGUGGACGCCAUCCUACAGCGUUGUGAGGCAGGGGUCGGAGAGUCUCUCUCCUGAGGAGGUCGAAGGACUGGAACAACUUCCUCCUCCUGUAGCAGAGGUCCAAGCGACCCUGGAAGUUGUGGAUACGACAAUCGCGGUCCCAGUUAUUUUGACGGAAGUGGUUGAAGAGCCGGCAAAUGACCUUCAGCCGACAGAGUCCGCCAUUGACGAGUCUAGCAAUGCGUCUGGUGAGGUACCGAAGUCGCCCUCUUGGCUUCGCUCGUAUUCUGUCAGCUCUCAGGGUCCUAGUCCAGCGCACUCGCCUCAGGUCGUAGCCGUUGAUAUCGAGGCAGUGCAACCGGUCGAGGACGCAGAGGCAAUCGCUCCGUCAGCACAAGACGAAGAUGCAGCAAAUGCGCCGGAAUCACAAGCAUCCACGGCCGCAGAAGCGGAUGUGACCGUGCCUGCUCCGCAAGCUGUUGAGAUCGAGGUGACACGGGUAGAGAGCGAACCUGAUCCGAGUGAAGCUCCAGUCGUCCAGAUCGUCACGACUGAGGUUGUGGCCGAGCCCGAAGUCGAACCGUCUGCUUCUGUAGAAACUACAGAGGAAGCACCUAAAUCUCCUUGGGUCCGGUCAUAUGCUGUCAGCUCCCAAGGUACAACUCCUGCACACAAGCCCGUGGCGACGGCAAACGAAGACGUCGAAGAGAUACAACCGUUGACCGCAGCCGUCGCUGUGGCCGCAGUUGAAGCGGUUCCUGCGGUCUUUCCUGAAUCGACUCCUGUUGCUGACGUCGCCUCCACGGAAGAGCACAAAGACGAACCUGCACCCGCCGAACCCGUCAUUGUCCUGACCUCCGAGCCGGAACAGGUUGUUCCUGAGAUUGCAGCGCCCAUACCAGAGCCGGCCGCUGCGCCUGCUGUUGUCGAGAUUGAGAGACCGAAGUCCCCUUGGACUCCGUCAUAUUCAGUCUCUCGACAAGGUACUACCCCUCUCAGUGCUCCCGUGGCGAGCGAGGAGAAGGAGGUGGAGCAUAUUGAAGAGCUACCUGCUCCUCUGGCACCAAUUGUAACAGUCUCCUCAGAGUCGCCAGUCGAAGAUUAUGCAACGGAUUCAGGGGUUCCUGCUGAGGUGGUUGAACCACCGCCUCGUCCAUGGACGCCAUCGUAUUCAGUCACCUCGCAGGGUCCUGGUACGCCCGGGCUGAAAGAGGUUGAGGUCGAGCCUGAGGAAACCACAGACCCGCCGCCUCGCCCAUGGACACCAUCGUACACAGUUACGACACAGGGCCCAGACACUACAGCAGAGGCAGUCGAUGUGCAAGCCUCAGAAACGCAACCAGCUGCACUGGAGAGCGACAAGCAUGCCUUCCCGACGACAGAGGGAGGUAGCAAGGGCAUCGCCACCAAGCCUAGCCUUGCACGUCUAGUACCACUCGAUGAGAAUGAACAGCUGCAGACUGAGCAAGUGGCCCACGUUGAGGUCCAGCCUCCGUCGCCGACGACGAUUCGCACUAGGCACGAGUCGACAACGUCGUCACGGUUCUUCCCUGGCGGAUGGUUCUCAAGCUCGCCCAAGCUCCCUGAAGAGCUCACUUCGCAUGAGAAUGCGGAGGGCGAGUUCCUCAAGAGCCCUAGCAGUGCCGUCGCAUCGCCUGGGCUCGAGGUACCAGCGAAUACCCCGAUUGAUGGCAAGAUCGACGAAGAGAAGAGGGGCAGGUGGUGCACAAUAAUGUGAAUGAAUGUUGUUGGUUUUACGAAUGCUCUGACGACCGAUAUGUCUAUAUUUACUUACGGGUCUCUUGUCUUAUACAUCACUUACGCCUCGUUUAUCCCCCCUCCGCACUUGCUGUUGAGUCACAUGCAUACCUUACUACCCACAUUCACCGAAUGAACGCGAAUAGACUUUGGUACCGGAACAUACACGCGAGAGCCAUUUCAGCUAAGUGUCUGUUGUCACUGCGACCGUGUGAUAGUGUACAUAUGACGGCUCUGGGUUCCCAUGCCUUGUCGAAGCUCUAGCGAAGAACAGCGUCCCCUUUACUGCCAGAAGCGAGAUUCUGUCCGUCUAGAGGUAGUAACGAUCUCCUAUGUGACCCAUCCCCGGCUCGAC
Molecule: messenger RNA, 5184 nt
Organism: Fomitopsis serialis
Lineage: Eukaryota; Fungi; Basidiomycota; Agaricomycetes; Polyporales; Fomitopsidaceae
Exons: 12
Coding region: 127-4809 (1560 amino acids)
Source: RefSeq, a predicted model, not a curated record